Staurois parvus is the source of this 1167-nucleotide messenger RNA. NCBI's taxonomy places the organism in Eukaryota, Metazoa, Chordata, Amphibia, Anura, Ranidae. The record is from the annotation of a GenBank genome assembly.
AUGAACAGCAAGGAUUGCGCCGAGCUCUCAGAAAACGGCCACCACAUCAAGGUUUUCCUACCCAAGAAGCUGCUGGAGUGUUUACCCAAGUGUACUACUUUACCGAAGGAGAGGCUGCGCUGGAACACUAAUGAGGAGAUCGCCUCUUACCUUAUUACCUUCGAGAAACAUGACGAAUGGCUUUCUUGUGCCCCCAAAACCAGACCACAGAACGGCUCCAUCAUCCUUUACAACCGCAAGAAGGUGAAAUAUCGCAAAGAUGGCUACUGCUGGAAGAAAAGGAAAGACGGCAAGACCACGCGGGAAGACCACAUGAAGCUGAAGGUGCAGGGCAUGGAGUGUCUAUAUGGGUGCUAUGUCCACUCCUCCAUCGUCCCCACCUUUCACCGCCGCUGCUACUGGCUCCUGCAGAACCCCGACAUUGUCUUGGUCCACUAUCUCAAUGUCCCAGCCAUCGAGGACUGCGGUAAGAUCUGCGGCCCGAUUCUCUGCUCCACCAGCAGUGACCGCAAGGAAUGGAUGAAAUGGAGCAAAGAAGAAUUGAUCAGUCAGCUCAAACCCAUGUUUCAUGGCAUUAAAUGGUCCUGCAGCAACGGAAACGGAACCAGUGAAUUCUCCAUAGAGCAGCUCGUGCAACAGACGCUGGAGACGCACCAGGCCAAGCCGCCUCCUCGCACUCACACUUGUCUGUGUAACACCAAUCUGGGGUCAGCGGGUGGUGUGCCUCACAAAUGCACCAGUACGAAGCACCGCAUCAUCUCUCCGAAGGUGGAGCCUCGACUGUGUCCCUUCCCUGCCCUCACGGAGGUCCAGAACAUUUCAUCCACCUCAGCAGAGCCCGACCAAGGCAAAGACCGGAGGCCAGGAAAUAAGGGUGGCAAGACGCCUUCGGGGAAUGACCCCAGCUCCUCACAUUCCUUCCCUGAGCUUCCUGAUACCACCCAGACCUCACCACCACUGGCUCUCUCCAAUGGCUUCUACACUGACCGAGAACUAGCUGGGGUUACCAUAACCACCACCCCUGGUGUUCCCGGCAUCAGCGCAGUACUGGUGAUGACCGGAAUACCUGAAAAGCCUCUGGCAUUGACUCCAAGCCAGCAUUUGAUGCCAGCUGAUGCUGGAACCCAGCCUGCCGCUGUACCCAUCGGUAUUUCCCUUCUGCCCUCA